UGCAUCCUGCUACUCUUAAAUUCAAUAUAUUCCUAGAGGAAGAUUCCUAUUUUCUGUUUCGGAAAUUUGAAAUUUCAACAGCGAUCCGCUUUUUCCCCACCAUUGUCAGUGCCAUUUGCUUCUCCCCAAAGUGCAGCGUGAGUGUUCCAAUCCACUCCAGAUCUGAGACAUUUGCGAUUCAUUCUUCUUUCGUUCUUCAAAAACUGCAACCGUGUCAGAGAAUCAAUGACCGAUCAAGAGCCAUCAGUAUCCACGGAAGUAUCCGGAAUCGCCGAAGUCAAAGAAUGGCUAGCCAAAACCUUCGAAGUCGCCGGAAAACCCGUUCCAGAAUUCCAAUACACUCCGCGCGGCGUUUCUCACCUGCACCAUCUCUCUACACUCUCCAAAGCCAAAGAUGAAGCCGCUCGUCUCGUCGCACGCGAUUUUCGACUCAAAGCCUCCGAAUAUAGAUCCCAAGCUGCAAGGAUUAGGGAAAUUCUGGAGAAUGUAGGUUUGGCGCAGGAGAGUUUGCCGUCCAGUGUGGUCGCUUCUGCGCAGGUUCUUGCGAAUGUUUCUAACUUGUUGAAUAUUAGAGAUACUGAACUUAGUAGUUAUCUUGUGGCAAUGGGUGAUAUUUCCCUGAGGAAGACUGGUGUGGAGGAAAAAAGGGCUAAAGUGAAGAAAGAGUCGAAGUUUCUUCUUGAUUAUACUAGAAAGGCUUUAUCCCGGCUAAAUUACUUGAAAAGAACACAUUCCCAAUUGGACCGUGAACUACCUCUGUGUCAGGCUCAAAUGGAUAAUUGGAGCACAAACUUGCAAGUGAUGGCUGCAAAAGAAAGGCAGUACAUACAACAAUCUGCCAACUAUAAGGCGGUGCUCAACCAUACAGGCUAUACACCAGAGGUCAGCCACAGUGUUUUGGUUGAAAUGGCUGAGCAUAGGAAGGAGCUGGAAAAGAAAACUAAGCCCAUCCUUGAUACUCUUAGGAGCUACCAAGAUUUGCCUCCGGAUAAAGCUCUGGCUGCAUUAGCAAUUGAAGAUAAAAAAAGGCAGUUUGCUGCUGCUGAAAAACAUCUUGAAGAUGUAUUGCAAACAGCUCUUUCAAAUUCAGGGUGAUUAUACUAAAAUAAUGUCAUAGCGUAUUUUCUGGGUUGGUUUGAAGUUUAUGCUUUUAUACCAGGCUAAAAAUGUAUGUGUACAACAAUGAUAUAUUGGUGCUUCGGCUGAUGAUGAAGGGAUUCAAAGACAAUUGAUAGCCGUUGACCACUCAUAUUUUGUAUAAACAAUUGUGUAUAGAAGUUGUUUGUUUUCAAGGCAAAAACACUAUUUUUUGUUCCUUAACAA
Messenger RNA from Lathyrus oleraceus (garden pea), 1323 nucleotides. RefSeq names its product AUGMIN subunit 1. The record is from RefSeq and is a predicted model, not a curated record. Gene Ontology annotation, biological process: spindle assembly. The coding region runs from base 226 to 1095 and encodes 289 amino acids. NCBI's taxonomy places the organism in Eukaryota, Viridiplantae, Streptophyta, Magnoliopsida, Fabales, Fabaceae. Gene Ontology annotation, cellular component: cytosol; HAUS complex. The transcript has 6 exons.